UGGGCGGCCGAUGUUGUGUGGUCGCUUCAGAGGUUGCUGGAGUUGUAUGGUGAGUGUCAGCGCGUGCGUCGUUGCAGGCCAGCCACACGUUUAUCCACGUUUGUCCAGCGAACUGUAAUCACACAAACCCAACACACACACUGAAUAUCGCAGCACACGAAGCUACAGGCCUCACUGUUAUCACCACAUCAUAUUAACCCUAUCAGUAUCAAACAAAGAUCCCUACUAACAUACCGUCUGUUCGAGUUCCAAUGUGAUGACAUCACGUCUGAGGAUCGACGUCUGAAGAUAUCUGUGCCUUCCUUUCAUUACGUGGACAUUCUCUGGAAACCUGGGACUUGUUGGGACUGAGUAUUCUCAAUAACACCUUUUCACUGCCUUAUAUCAACAUUAUUGUAUCUUUUGAUUCAAAGAACAUUGUUUUAUUGUUUUGGUUAUUUUGCGUAGGCCUACGCUGUUUUAUUGUGUCAUUUACAUUGUGUUAACAUUGUGAGAAAAUAAUUCAUUUUUUCAUUAAUACAUUGAGGGAAUUGGACACAUGACUCUGGCUUCUUUAAUCCUCUUCUAGUUACUGGACAUUAUUUGUGUAAAUAGUCCUCUAAGGUGAUUUAGAACCGUAACCGUAAUCAGUGCAUACUACAGCCUUCAAUACAUUUAAUGGUCCUUCGAGCCGGAUGCUAUAACCACCUUAGCAAUGAUGUCCAGAACUAGUGAGGGAGUUAUAGAGCCAGAGGUUGUACGCCCACGUAGAGUUAUAAGACGGCCAACACAUAUGCGUGAUUAUGAGGUUAGCUAUCCUCCAAAACAGCUUGCGUUUGCAGAUGAGCAGUCUGAUAUGAUCAGUUGUAUGCGUAAAUUGAGGGAGGAAAAUAGGCGAAUGAGGCAAGACAUGCAACGCAUAUCUGAUAUGAUUGUUUACUCUUCUGUGUUAGCUUCCCAGGUUUCAUUAUCUGAGCAACAGCUUUUGAAUGAAGGAGCAGUGGUGUCAUCUACACCAAAGUCUAUUAGUAUGCAGGAGUCAUUUAAGAGUGAUGGAAACUCUAGCCAGACAGAACAUACUCCUUUGGUGCCACCUAGAGAUGAAUCCCUCCUUACAGUUCGCAGUCGUGAGCAAGAGCUCAUUGAAGAGCUUACAGACAGUCUACAGAGAGCAGGUCGGCUUAGUGAUAGUCCACCUAAUUCAGGUAUGUCGACCCCUUCGUAUAAUGAUACACAUAGUAGUAAAAAUGACUUGCCACGGUAUGAUCACUAUUAUGAUGCUAAUGUUUCUCUGCGGCCACCUCAUUCGUCUGAUAUUCGUCAGCAAUAUCCAGAUGACUCACCAGUGUUGCGGUCCACUAUGCCUUCUCAUGAUGUUUAUUAUCAUCCAGCAACGGAUCCUUACCAUCACCGCAUAAAUGACAGAGAGCGUCUGCAGAAGAAUGCUUUCACGGAUCGUUUCGAUCAUUCUCCAAAUGAGUGGAGGCAAGAGUACAGUCGAAAUAAUGGACCGUUAUGUACAUCUGAACAUUCUCAACAUUUGCUUGGAUAUUCUGAGCUUCCUCGUCCUGUGCAUCCACCCCCAAUGCAAUAUCGAGGGCCGACACCUACAAUUCCCGAUUUCGGUCGGGAUGAUCCCUGAGAGUUUUCCCGUCUUAAGCUUGCAUUAAACAACGUUCUUCCUGAAGAUGCUUCUGAGUCGUU
Molecule: messenger RNA, 1683 nt
Organism: Carassius carassius (crucian carp)
Lineage: Eukaryota; Metazoa; Chordata; Actinopteri; Cypriniformes; Cyprinidae
Exons: 2
Coding region: 695-1621 (308 amino acids)
Source: RefSeq, a predicted model, not a curated record